Molecule: messenger RNA, 2082 nt
Organism: Penicillium cataractarum
Lineage: Eukaryota; Fungi; Ascomycota; Eurotiomycetes; Eurotiales; Aspergillaceae
Product: acetoacetate--CoA ligase family protein
Exons: 2
Coding region: 1-2082 (693 amino acids)
Biological process (GO): lipid metabolic process
Cellular component (GO): cytosol
Molecular function (GO): acetoacetate-CoA ligase activity
Source: RefSeq, a predicted model, not a curated record
AUGCCGCACAUUGAUGAAGCUAUGACGCCCGAGGCGAAGGAGCUCUGGCGCCCUUCAUCCCCUGAAAAGACCCAAAUUUAUGAUUUCAUGACCAAGGUGAACAAGAAGCACGGUCUCUCUCUCAAUGACUACAAUGCUCUCUGGACAUGGAGUGUCUCAGAACCCGCCCAGUUCUGGAAGGAAAUCUGGCACUAUACACACAUUAAGGCCCACGAUCCAUACAAGAAGGUUCUCGAGUCCAAGGAGGUGAUGUUCCCUCGGCCUGCAUUCUUCGAGGGAAGCACUCUCAAUUUCGCCGAGAAUCUCCUUUACCCGGUCAAUGCUCCGGAUGAGGACUCCGUCGCCAUCAUUGGCGCCACGGAGGCAGAUCGCGAGUUUAUCUCGUGGAAAGAGCUUCGUGAGCGUGUUCGUCAAUGCGCCAAUGCUUUGAAAGAGGCGGGUCUGCAGACGGGUGACCGUGUGGCAGGCUUUGUCGGCAAUCAUGCGAACACUGUCGUCGCAAUGCUGGCCUCGGCAUCAAUCGGCGCUUUCUGGACAGGUGUGUCUCCCGAUACGGGCGUUCAUGCUGUGCUUGAGCGCCUGAAACAGAUUGAGCCUAAAAUUCUUUUUGCGGAUAAUGCCUCGCUUUACAAUGGCAAGGUGCAUGGGUCAUACGCCAAGGUCCGCGAGAUUGUUUCUGAGUUGCCCGAUCUAGAACUUCUGGUGGUGUUCGAGACUGCCAAGACCGUUGAUUUUGACCUCGAGUGUGUCCGUCCAGCAAAUGGAAAGGUCUUGACAUUGGAGGAGUUCCAGCUCACUGUCCGUGACCAGAAUGCUCCUCUCGAGUUUGCAAGCUUGAAGCCCGAGCACCCUGUCUACAUUCUCUAUUCCUCGGGAACCACAGGUGCACCCAAACCCAUUGUUCAUGGGUCAUUGGGAACACUGCUUCAACAUAAGAAGGAGCAUCUCCUUCACUGCGACAUUCGCCCUGGCGAUCGACUUUUCUACUUCACUACGACCACUUGGAUGAUGUGGCACUGGCUUGUGUCUGGUUUGGCCAGCGGUGCUACCAUCGUUCUUUAUGACGGCUCGCCAUUCCGGCCAUUCGAUGUCGAAGGUGGUAAUGGCGAGAUGGCCAUGCCCCGGCUCAUCGAUGAGCUUCAGAUCACCCACUUCGGUACCUCGGCCAAGUACCUGUCAAUGCUGGAGCAGGCGGCUCUCAACCCUCGCAAGCAUGCCCACCGACCUGUGACUCUGAAGACCUUGAGGGCCAUUUUCAGCACCGGAUCACCCCUGGCCCCUUCGACCUUUGAGUAUAUCUACUCUUCGAUCCAUCAAGAUAUUAUGUUGGGCUCUAUCACAGGUGGUACAGACAUUCUGUCCCUGUUUGCCUCGGGAUGUCCCAUCCUGCCCGUCUACAAGGGUGAAAUUCAAUGCCGAUCUCUUGGCAUGGCUGUGUCAGUCUUCGACUAUGCCGGAAACGACAUCAGCGCCUCUGGCGAACCCGGCGAUCUUGUCUGCACCACGCCUUUCCCAGCACAGCCAGUCAUGUUCUGGCCUCCCGGCCCUACCGGCUUGGAGAAGUACCGAAAGAGCUACUUCGACGUGUUUGGACCUUCCAUCUGGCACCACGGAGACUUCGUUCGGUUGAAUCCCCAGACUGGUGGUGUUGUCAUGCUUGGCCGCAGUGACGGUGUGCUCAAGCCAUCAGGCGUCCGCUUCGGCAGUGCAGAGAUCUACAAUGUCCUACUCAAGCAUUUUGCUGAUGAGAUCGAAGAUUCUUUGUGCGUUGGACGCAGACGGGAUGGAAUUGACAGUGAUGAGACGGUUGUCCUCUUCGUCAAGCUUGCGCCAACAUGCCCCUCCGAUAUCCAACCCGGGCUUUCUGCCCGGAUCCAGGCCAUUAUUCGCAAGGAACUGAGUGCUCGCCAUGUUCCUGGUGUGAUCGAUGCGUGUCCCGAGAUUCCUGUCACUUCCAACGGCAAGAAGGUUGAGAAUGCUGUCAAGCAGAUUUUGUGUGGCCUCAACAUCAAGAUUGGCGCCAGUGUGGCCAAUGCUUCUUGUCUUGAUUGGUAUCGCAACUGGGCUGUAGAGAACCCAUAA